Molecule: messenger RNA, 1773 nt
Organism: Closterium sp. Naga37s-1
Lineage: Eukaryota; Viridiplantae; Streptophyta; Zygnematophyceae; Desmidiales; Closteriaceae
Source: the annotation of a GenBank genome assembly
AUGGAAGCGGGCGGGGUGGCGGUGAGGGAGAACCGAAUGGCGGCCUUCGCGGGGAAAUGGGAGGCGUUCGGGCAGACCAAGGUGGCGGCGCUGAAGGCGGCUGUGGUGCAGGGCGUGGCGCAGAGCCAGCAGAUGUUCGAGAAGGAGAAGGCCGCUCAGCUCACGCCACUCGAGCAAGAAGCCAAGGUGAAGGAGCUGCGCGCAUCGCUCGGUCCGCUCCCCAAGCGCGCGCAGAUAUUCUGCUCCGACGCGUGUCUGCGCCGAUACCUGCGCGCGCGCAACUGGCACGUGCAGCGCGCCGAGCGGAUGCUGCGCGACACGCUCAAGUGGCGCGACCAGUGCCGCCCGGAGGAGAUUCGAUGGGCUGACGUGGCAGAGGAGGGUGCGACGGGCAAGGUGUACCGAACGGCAUUCCAAGACAAACACGGCCGCCCAGUCGUGGUGCUCUCUGCCGGCCAGCAGAACACCAAUAACCAUGCGGGGCAGGUGCGGCAUCUCGUGCAAUGUCUUGAGAAUGCCGUCAUGAACCUGCCGGCCACUGCCCGCGAGCAGCAGCAGCUGCAGCAGCAAGAUGGUGUGGAGAAGGGAGAGGAGCAGGGGGAGCAGGAGCAGAUGGUGUGGCUGAUUGAUUUCCGCGGGUGGAGCAUGCGCAAGGCCCCGCCGCUCAAGACGUCUCGCGAGGUGCUGAGCAUUCUGCAGAGCCACUACCCGGAGAGGCUCGGCGCUGCUGUCAUCUACAACCCGCCCGCCGUCUUUGAGGCCUUCUGGAAGUUGAUCCGGCCCUUCAUAGAUCCGGUGACAUUCAACAAGAUUCUCUUUGUCAACCCUUCCAAGCCCGACACGGUGAAGAAACUCGAGGGAAUCUUUGACCUGGACUGCCUUGAAGAGGCGUUUGGGGGGCGGUCCAAGUGGACCUAUGACCAUGCGACAUAUGGCGAGAUGAUGGCACGGGAUGACGAGAAGACGGCAGAGUACUGGGGGAUAGUUGAGGGGGAGCGGUUGGGGCAGCAGCCGGAGUUUGUGGGGGAUGAGAGUGGGGACGGUGUUGACAGCACUCAGGGUGAAGGACCUGCACACAUCCCUCGGUCCGCUCCCCAAGCGCGCGCAAAUAUUUUACUCCGACGCGUGCCUGCGCAGUGGCGCGACCAGUGCCGCCCAGAGGAGAUUCGAUGGGCUGACGUGGCGGAUGAGGGCGCGACGGGCAAGGUGUACCGUACUGCAUUCCAGGACAAACACGCCCGCCUGGUCAUGGUUCUCUGUGUGGCACCUGGUGCACUGCCUAGUCAAUGCCAUCAUGCCGUCAUGAACCUGCCCGCCACUGCUCACCACUCUCAAAGCGCCCCUCCUCUUGCGCCCAUUCCCCUUGCUCACAGAACACCAGCAAACACGUGGGGCAGGCUCGGCGCUGCUGUCAUCUACAACCCGCCUGCCGUCUUUGAGGCCUUCUGGAAGGUGCGUGAGGAUUUUGGGGAAGGUGAGGUGGUGUGUACGGAUGGUGGGAUGGUGCAUGGGGCUCCUUGGGAAGAACUUUUGAGUCGACUCCAAGGCUGGCGUGGUGCUGCUGUCAUGUGCAACCCGCCUUUUUGCUUUGAAGCCUUUUGGGACGUGAUCCGCCCCUUCAUAUACCCGGUGACAUUCAACAAGAUCUUCUUCAUGGAUCACCUUGAGGAGGUGUUUGGAGGCCGGUCUAAGUGGACCUAUGACCAUGCGACAUAUGGCGAGAUGAUGGCUAGAGAUGAUGAGAGGACCACAGAGUACCGUACUGGGGGAUAG